Messenger RNA from Schistocerca cancellata (South American locust), 753 nucleotides. Its product is annotated as piggyBac transposable element-derived protein 2-like. The record is from RefSeq and is a predicted model, not a curated record. The transcript has a single exon. Bases 1 to 753 code for a protein of 250 amino acids. NCBI's taxonomy places the organism in Eukaryota, Metazoa, Arthropoda, Insecta, Orthoptera, Acrididae. Gene Ontology annotation, molecular function: sequence-specific DNA binding.
AUGUACUGGGAACAGGCCCCUGAUGUCAGUGUUCCUUUAGUCUUCAACUCCAUGUCAAGAAAUAGGUUUCGGGAAAUAAAGAGAUUCAUUCAUCUCAACGACAACUCCAAAAUAGACAGAAACGACAAGAUGUACAAACUGAGGGUGUACUUUGAAAUGCUGAAAAAGAAAUUUGGUAAAUUUGGUGUAUUUCAUUCAGAACUCUCAAUUGAUGGAAUGAUGGAACGUUAUUAUGGCAAACAUUCAGCUAAAAUGUUUCUUAGGGGAAAGCCUAUCAAAUUUGGAUAUAAAAUUUGGUGUCUUACAAGUUCCAAUGGCUUUCUUUACAAUUUUUCGCCAAACUGUGGCAAGACUGACAACAAACAGGAGCCUUUAGGUGCAAGGGUAAUAAAUGAACUAACCAGCAUGAUUCCAGAAUCAGAGUAUCCGAAUUAUAAGCUUUUCUUUGACAACUUUUUCACCAGUGUUGACACACUGAACACACUCGGAAAGAGUAAAAUGAAAGCUGCAGGAACAAUAAGAGAGAUCCGAACUAAUGCAUGUCCUUUGACUGACUCGAAAAGAAUGGCAAAAGAAAAGGAACGAGGAUUCUAUGACUACAUGUUUGACAAAGAGAACGAAGUUCUGGUUGUGACGUGGAAUGACAACAAACCAAUAUGUUUAGCGACAAAUUACAGUACUAUUACUCCUCUGAGUUCUACUAAAAGAUACUCACGGGCAAAGAAAAAGGAAAUAUCUGUUACAUCUCAUUGA